CCUCUGUGCUGUGUCUGGCAGAGUGUUGGCUCGGUGUAGUCGGCAGCCUCCUAGUCUAUGGGGUGUCAGCGCUUGUAGGAUCCGGAUCGUAUGAGCGGAUUUACGUGGCCGAUGGAUUGUCCGAUGUCUGGAUUGUAAUGUGUGUCUGAUGUUGUGCAUCCCGAGAGAUGGGGAAACUUUACUCCAAGCACGUUGCAGUCUGCAAACCAAGAGAAAGCCCUGAAGGUGAUAGUUUUGCAGUAAAUGCUUGCCUGACUCGGAAAGGCAUAGAAGAUUGGAUUGCCAAGCAGAAGACUUCCCAAGUACCCAAUCACAAGCCUGGGUGCAAAAGGGACCCAUCGGGGCAUAUUUGUAAGGAAGCUAUUGGAGCAGAACAUUUUCACCUGGAAGUUGCUCUCCCUGCUGAGAAGAGUGAGGGACUUUUUACCUGUGAAGAGAAAAAAACAGGAGAAAGGGAUACAGAUGGAUGUGCAAAGAAACAGCUGAAAUUUGAGGAACUUCAGUGUGAUGUUUCUGUGGAAGAGGACAACCGACAAGAAUGGACCUUUACAUUAUAUGAUUUUGACAACAGUGGAAGAGUUACACGAGAGGACAUUACAAGUUUGCUUCAUACUAUAUAUGAAGUCUUUGAUGCAUCCGUGAAUCACUCAAGUAGCUCCAGUAAAACUCUGAGGGUCAAGCUGUCAGUGGCUCCAGAUGCCACCCUGAAGAAGAGAACCACCCUGCUCAACCAUGCAGAGGUGCAAAAUGGGAGACACAGAAGUGACAGCAAGGUCAAUGAAGAUUUACGGAACUCUGAAAAAAGGCGUGGAUUAGGAAGACAUAACCCAGCUGAAAAUGAAACAGAACAGACUGAAUGUCUGAGGCAAUGUGUGGAUGAAAACAUUGAAAGGAGAAACCACUAUUUGGAUCUUGCAGGAAUAGAGAAUUACACUUCAAGGUUUGGACCAGGUUCUCCAACCACAGGUGAAAAAAAUGAUUCUCAUGCAAGACCUUCUAAUCAGAUGAGAUCUCGAUCCCAUGAACCAGAAACCCUGUACCUCCACCAGAGGAGGUCCCAGGCACUGGAUCCUGGGCAUUUCUGUCUUCUAGACCCUUCUCACCCAAAAAUGGUAGAACUUCAACAAAGGCAAAGAGGCCAGGAGUCCAACAAACAUUCUGUAAAAAGCCCCAAAGCUUCAACUAAAAAUGUUACUGCAUCAAUGAGCCAGCCAGGAAGGACACCAAGAAGCAAACCUAACCAUGGUAUGUCAAUUCCCGUGACUUCUCCAGCUGCUUUUAUGGGACAGGGUUAUCCAUACCAUCCUUUACCACCUCAGCAGCCACACAGAAAGAGCAAACAGAAAGCUAAGGAAAGUCACCAGAUGUGCAAAGCCUUCCAGUCUCCUGUAAAUGUUGUGGAGAAUGAGCAUGUGAGGGAUCUACCAAGCAUGUUACUUUAUGAAGGUCAUACUGGACAUUUGGUACAAAGACACGAGCACCAUCAUCACCAUGAGCAUCACCACCACUAUCAUCAUUUCUACCAAACAUAAAGAAUCAUCCAUUCCAAGGAGAACAGUCCACUAUUUUGAAAUCUUUUCUUAUGAAGAGAAUUGCAUUGUCAGUAAGAAAUGAAUUUGCCUGACUUUUAAGGUACAUUUAUUGACAGGCUUUGUGGCAUCAAAGUGGACUUUGGAUACAGUUUAUAAAGAUCAUCAAGCACUUCGUUUACAUUGGACCUAUGGAUGGAUAUUUGCAUUAUUAAAUGGUGUUUAUAUACAGUUAGACUUGUUGCACAGAAGCCUUUAGCAGAAAUGAACAAUCUGAACAGUUUCUUACAUCAAAAAAUAUCACUAACAAAAAAACCCACAAACAGCAGACUACCUCUAGUAUUUUUCGUACUUCGUGUUAGUUCAUGAUUUUCAUUAUGAAACGGGUAGACUUGCCUUACAUGCAAACUCACGUGUGUGUGUGUGUGUGUGUGUGUGUGUAUGUGUGUGUGUGUGUAUGUGUGUGUGUGUGUGCGUGCGUAUGUGUAAAUGCAUAUGUAUGAUCUUUUUGUGUGUAUGCAUGUAAGUUGUUUACCUAUUUUGUAUGUUUAUAAAGGAGAAAAAUGCCAACAUAUUUACUUAGUAAAAUCUUCCUAUUCUUCUGUAAUAUUUUUAUUUUUAGAUAUUUUAAAGUGGUUUUAUAAGAUUAGGAAAAAUAAUUCUUCAGUGUGAUUUAUUUAAUUAUAAUGCAAUUACUGUCACACAUGCCAUUUAUGAGAAAUGAAGAAAAAAUCUGCACGUCCUUACUUUGUAUUAAAUGGCAAAAGCUGAUACAGUACGCUGCAUGUGGCUAUCAACAGUCAAAUGUUAGACUUUGACAUAUGUUGGAAGUGUUUAACCAAUUAUAGUGGCUUUUAGGAAUAGGUGAGCUCAGUCUGUUUCUCUAAAUAGGCUGUUCACACUGAUUUUUAUUCAUGCAUAGUUAUAUCUGCCUGCUGGAAAACCAAUGCACAAGAGAAGGUCAUUUAUAAAUUUAACUAAUCGGCUGUAACACAAAAUCAGUGUAACCAUUUUAUUCAUUUUUUUUUACUGUUUAACCAGCUGCUGAAGUAAUGUUAAAUUGUCACGUAUUUCAUAAAAACAAUGGCCAUUUAAAGUUUUUCGUAGAUAGAAUUAGUCUUUAUGACAAAUGGUAUUUCUAUGUGUUUCACACUGUGGAGUGAUUAUGACUUACCACACCAACAGCAGUAAGUCCCUAACAAACUGAUAGUUUAAAAUGAAUGGUACAAUAUAUAGAAAUCAUCUUCUACUUGGUAUAGGUGAUGGUUACAUAUAUGCAGGCUAUUUAAAGAUGACAGUUCUAUAACUAUGUACAAAGC
Messenger RNA from Rana temporaria (common frog), 2848 nucleotides. It is a transcript of the gene NKD1, whose product is annotated as NKD inhibitor of WNT signaling pathway 1. Gene Ontology annotation, molecular function: calcium ion binding. The record is from RefSeq and is a predicted model, not a curated record. Gene Ontology annotation, biological process: negative regulation of Wnt signaling pathway. Lineage: Eukaryota; Metazoa; Chordata; Amphibia; Anura; Ranidae. Gene Ontology annotation, cellular component: cytoplasm. The coding region runs from base 168 to 1532 and encodes 454 amino acids. The transcript has 10 exons.